UUACAUAAAAUUGAUUACAACAUGCUUUCUUGUACAGAAUGCCUCUAAAGUGAAGAACAUUUGAAGAAUCCUGUGUAUUUAGAAAUAUUACGUUACAUAAACUCAAUAUUUAAGACACCUUGCUGCUGUGUGGAUCAAUGGGAAACAACUCAUUUAGUAACAAGACCCGUCUUCAGAACCAGCGCUACGUCCACUCGGCAUACACCUGCUCUCUAACACAACACGAGCUGCCUGUAAUCCAAACAAGCAGACAUCGAACGUGGCCAAUACAGGAAGCCAUUGACUGAUACACGUGGUCUUUCUAUGACCCCGAAACAGGAACAGUAACAAAACUCCCUUCACAGGAGUUGACAGGGCAGAUAUUUGCUGUACGUAAUAAGCGAAAUGACUACAAUGACCGCAGGCGAGGCCCAGUAGUGUUGGGAGUUUGUAAUGAAUUCACAGCCGGCAAAACUGAAAAGCGCUAGGAUGGUUUGUGGAUGACAGAGAUUGUGGCAAUGAAUUGGUCCACGCGUGCCGCUUCACGGACCAGGAUUUCAGUUAAUUAAUGAUCACUGGAUUGGCCUUAGAUGAAGAAUACUUUAAAUACUGGAGUUAUAUCACGGCGUGUCAGCUGAAUGUGGAAGGAAAACCCAAAGUGAGGAGAUCGAAGCCAGUAAAAGCGUCAUGGAGAGUUUAUUAACGAUUUCGAUUUUAAUACUGAAGGUCGCGGCGUCCUCUGCCUGGAACUAUGGGGGAGGUAUGAAUAUGACGACGCUGCUAGACAGUCUCUUGGAUGAUUAUGACAGACGACUGAGACCGGGUUUCGGAGGUCCUCCUCUCGUCGUGAAGACAGACAUCCUGGUUCGAUCCAUGGGCCCAAUGUCAGAGAAGGAUAUGAUCUAUUCUAUGGACUGCUACUUCCGGCAGUUCUGGCAGGAUGCUCGCCUGGCUUUUAACGCGACCAUGCAGGGGAUCUCAGAGCUCUCCCUCAGUAGCAGGAUGCUGGAGAGGAUAUGGUAUCCUGACACAUUCUUCCUGAACGGGGGCAGAUCAUAUCUCCAUUCCAUUACCUCGCCAAACAAGUUCUUCAGACUACAGAGUGAUGGCAAUAUUUAUUUCUCCCAAAGACUGACCAUAAAGGCACAUUGCAGGAUGGACUUGGAAUCGUUUCCAAUGGAUACUCAGAAAUGUCCCCUGAGAGUGGGAAGUUUUGGUUAUUCCCACGACGAUGUCAUAUACAUCUGGCGCUAUGGCAACAAGGAGGCGAUAUCUAUAUACCCGGAUGUAACGAUGUCACAAUUUGAUAUCAUUGGUCUUCCUGCUAACAACGCUUCCAAAUACCUGAAGGGAGCUGUACACUCCAUCCUGACGGUGUUCUUCCACAUGCGACGUCACACCGGCUACUUCCUCAUCCAGGUGUACGUGCCCUGCUGCCUCCUGGUCGUGUUAUCCUGGGUCUCCUUCUGGAUCAACAGAGAGGCUACGUCCGACAGAAUCGCUCUCGGCACGACCACCAUACUGACCAUGACCUUCCUUGCACUGGAGAACCGAGACGACCUCCCCCACGUGGCCUACUACACAGCACUGGACAUCUACGUCGUCAUGUGCUUCCUGUUUGUCAUGGCGUCCAUUGUCCAGUUCGCCGCUGUCCACUACUUCACAAAAUACAGCACCGACGAUCGGGAGAUGAUGAGCGACGACAGCGAGGGGGAGCUUGAAGAGAGUUAUCUCACUACUUCCACAACUGCAGGGGGCGGUAUAUUCACAGAAGGCGGCUGCAACAGGUGUUUACAAUGCCUUACAAAAUGGGGCAAGUGCAUUCUGGACAAGAGGAACAGAAAGUUCAACAAGCAUGUUCGGAAUGCACUGGGACUGAACAGUGUCAGUAAAAUAGACAAAGUGUCUCGAUUUCUUUUUCCUGCCGCGUUCAUCGCCAUUAAUAUUUUCUACUGGGUAACUUAUCUACCCUCGUGAAGGUUUCAAGUCUCACGUGAGAAUGUGAGUGUGUCGUGUUUGCAGCCUUUCCGGACUGACGAGGAACUGGGGACAAAAUCACAUGAUUCGAAAUAUGGAAUUCUCAAACUUCCUUUUGUACAUAACAGUGUUCUCUUAACGAAAUAUGGAAAUUAUCUAACACUUUUUUCAAGUUCUUGAAUUAUAUAUUGUGAGAUAGAAAACGCUUGUAUGAAGUACAGCAAACAUAAUGAUAA
Haliotis rufescens (red abalone) is the source of this 2192-nucleotide messenger RNA. RefSeq names its product gamma-aminobutyric acid receptor alpha-like. Gene Ontology annotation, cellular component: neuron projection; synapse; membrane. The transcript has 11 exons. The record is from RefSeq and is a predicted model, not a curated record. Lineage: Eukaryota; Metazoa; Mollusca; Gastropoda; Lepetellida; Haliotidae. The coding region runs from base 667 to 1956 and encodes 429 amino acids. Gene Ontology annotation, biological process: nervous system process; regulation of membrane potential; monoatomic ion transmembrane transport. Gene Ontology annotation, molecular function: extracellular ligand-gated monoatomic ion channel activity; neurotransmitter receptor activity; GABA-A receptor activity.